AUGAUGUUCGUGGCCUCCCUCGCUGCUGCGCUGAUCGUCCUAUCAGCCGGAGCGCUCCUUUACAGCAGCUCACUCAUGGAGGCCAGGUUCGACGGACGGCGGACCUGGCUCGAUGCUCACCCUCCACGAAAGGCGAGCGAAGACUACGAAAUCUUGCGGCGCCGGCGCCUCGCCGCGCUGACGGAGCUCGCACCGGCUGAGGUUGAGCGCUAUCUCCCCGCCGUCGUAGCCAGCCUCGACCGCGACGACGGCGAGGUCCGUCGGCUCGCUGUCUUGGUGCUCGAGCGAAUGGCAGACGAGCCUGCGACGCUCGACGCGCAUGGCGCAGAGCUGACGGCUCUGCUGGGACGCAGCGCCGACGCCCGAGUCCGGCUCUCCGUUGCGCGCACGCUGUCGAAGCUCGGCGCGCCGCUGAUAGCGGCGGCAGCUGCGCUCGUGUCGCGGCUCGAAGACAGCGACGCUGAGGUGCGCGCUGCGGCCGUCGCGGCGCUCGGCGCCCUGCCGGCGGAGACGCUGGCGACGCACACGCACGCCGCGGUCGAGCUGCUGUCGAGGGCUGGGGACGCAGAGGCGUCCGCCGCCGCAAUCGACGGCUGGGCCGACAAGCUGUCGGGGAGGCCAGAGGGUGACGAGCUGGGCGGCCUCCAGUUCUCGCUCGGGAGAAUGGGGCGCGAGUGGGGUGACGGUGGCGUCGGGGACGGCGUGCCGUAG
Molecule: messenger RNA, 711 nt
Organism: Emiliania huxleyi CCMP1516
Lineage: Eukaryota; Haptophyta; Isochrysidales; Noelaerhabdaceae
Exons: 1
Coding region: 1-711 (236 amino acids)
Source: RefSeq, a predicted model, not a curated record